Messenger RNA from Trichosporon asahii var. asahii CBS 2479, 738 nucleotides. RefSeq lists its product as uncharacterized. Gene Ontology annotation, biological process: transcription by RNA polymerase II. Lineage: Eukaryota; Fungi; Basidiomycota; Tremellomycetes; Trichosporonales; Trichosporonaceae. Gene Ontology annotation, molecular function: transcription coactivator activity. The coding region runs from base 1 to 738 and encodes 245 amino acids. The record is from RefSeq and is a predicted model, not a curated record. Gene Ontology annotation, cellular component: nucleus. The transcript is spliced from 3 exons.
AUGGCGCCCAAGGGAGGAAACGCAAAGAAGGAGUCCGGCCGAGCCAAGAAGGCCGAGAAUGAGGCGAAGAAGGCCGAGGCCGCCGCCGCGCAGAAGGAGAAGGCCGAGGCGGACAAGUGGAAGUCGGGGGCCAAGGGCGCGUCCAAGGCAGACCUGGCUGCCGCGAAGCAGGCCGAGGCGGCGGCGAAGAAGGCCGAGCGCGAAGCCCUCCUCGCGGCCGAGGAGGCGUCGAUGCCGACGAAGAAGGCGGCCCCGAAGGCGGGACAGAAGAAGAAGCCCUCCUCUUCUGCCGGUGGAUUCGCCAAGACGAACGCUGGCGUGAGCGCGUUCCGGACCGACGACCCCCAGGGCCUGCGCCGCGACCCCGAGCGCGAGGUGCAGAGUCUCUCGGCCGUCGGCGUCGACGAGAUGCUCGAGGCGCUCGAGAUCGUGAAUGAGAAGACGGACAAGAGCUCGCAGGGCACCAAGGCCGCUGGCAUCGACACGCAUCCCGAGCGCCGCGUCAAGGCUGCCUUUAACGCGUACCUCGAGCGCGAACUGCCAAAGUACAAGGAGGAGUACCCGGGCCUCCGCCAGAAUCAGUAUCGAGACCGCCUCUGGGCGCAGUUCCAGAAGUCGAGCGAGAAUCCUAUGAACCAGCUCCACCUCAAGUACAACGCUACGAAGGAGGAGAAGCUUGCCGUGUACCAGGAGACGGCGCGCGCGAGGGAGCAGAAGUACGCUUCCAGGGAUGACUAG